Molecule: messenger RNA, 2535 nt
Organism: Synchiropus splendidus (mandarinfish)
Lineage: Eukaryota; Metazoa; Chordata; Actinopteri; Syngnathiformes; Callionymidae
Gene: gxylt2
Product: glucoside xylosyltransferase 2
Exons: 7
Coding region: 164-1489 (441 amino acids)
Biological process (GO): protein O-linked glycosylation via N-acetylgalactosamine
Molecular function (GO): UDP-xylosyltransferase activity
Source: RefSeq, a predicted model, not a curated record
UGAGAAGCUCCUCUCCGCUCCGCAUCAUCAUCAUCAUCCUCGUCUGCAGACAAAUUGCGAGCGGGGAGCGGCGAUAAAAUGUCAUGCUGAGCGGUUGCAAGUCUCUCGCAGACAUGUGUGGACUCUCACCUACCUCUUCCAGCCGCAACAAGUCGCCCUCAACAUGCGGAUCCACCGCAAAGUAGUUGUGAUCGCCGUCUGCUUCGGAGUUUUCCUACUUUUGUACUUUUUAGGGGGGAACGCCGCUGACGAUCCGCCGCUGAGAGAAGUUGCGCAGGAAGACGAAGAGGAAGAUGCCAGAAACAGUUUGCCAGAGGUCGUCGGAGCGAAGUUUGCGAGGAAACCCGUCGCCGGGUUCGGCGUGGAGGAUCCCCCCGGGGGUCGCGAAGGAGAGUCGGCCAUCGACAGAGGGGCCUUGGUACAUGCCAAGAGUAAAUCACAAAUGAAGGCAGGACGAGCGGUUACCAAGCGAGGCCGGCCUGAGGAAGUCAUGCACCUGGCCGUGGUGGCCUGUGGGAAUCGUCUGGAUGAGACCCUUACCCUGGUGAAGUCAGCCCUCCUGUUCAGCCUCAAGAAGAUCAAGUUUCACAUUUUUGCCGAAGACCCCUUAACUGCACAAUUUAAGGAAAAGCUGGACCAGUGGCCACGUUCUGUCUCCAAAAAGUUCCUGUACGCCCUCUAUCCCAUCACCUUCUCUGUGGGCGACGCUGAAGAAUGGAAGAGGCUCUUCAAACCCUGCGCCGCCCAGCGACUAUUCCUCCCCGUGAUCUUGAAGGAUGUGGACUCGCUGCUCUACGUAGACACAGACGUGCUGUUCCUCCGGCCCAUGGACGACAUCUGGCGCCUCCUGAAGUCCUUCAACAGCACCCAGCUGGCAGCGAUGGCUCCAGAGCACGAGGUUCCCAAGAUCGGGUGGUACAGCCGCUUUGCCCGCCACCCCUUCUACGGGGUCACAGGAGUCAACUCGGGCGUCAUGCUGAUGAAUCUGACAAGAAUACGAAGCACGGUGUUUAAAAACAGUAUGAUCCCCACCGGCCUGUCAUGGGGGGAUCUUUUGCAUCCACUUUAUCAGAAGUACAAGAACCACAUCACCUGGGGAGACCAGGACCUCCUGAACAUUAUCUUUCAUUACAACCCAGAGUGCCUCUUUAUCUUCCCCUGCCAGUGGAACUAUAGACCCGAUCACUGCAUGUACGGCAGUAACUGUAAGGGAGCUGAGGAGGAGGGGGUGUCCAUUCUGCAUGGCAAUCGCGGGGUGUACCACGACGACAAGCAGCCCGCCUUUAAAGUGGUAUAUGAUGCAAUACGUGAUUUUCCUUUUGAGGACAACAUGUUCCAGUCACUCUUCUACCCCAUCCAGACCAAGUUCCUGGACACUGUCCACACCCUGUGUGGUCGAAUUCCUCAGGUUUUUCUCAAGCAGAUAGAGAAGACCAUGAGGAAAGUGUUUGAGGAGAGAGUGGUUCACCAUGUCAGGCCACGGGACUAAGUGGACUUUGGAGUAGAGAUGGCCAACUGACACCUCCUGAACCGCUGGGGCUCUGUCCAAUAUCACUAAAAGGUUCAUUACUCGGGCUCUCUGAGGUAUUUGUGUCGAUCACAUGAAUCUUACUUGCGUGUCACCUAAGCUUUUGCUUUCCAACCGGUAAAAUCAGAAUUAUGUUGUUGCAAAAGGAACGCAUUGACCAAAUGAACUCAGAACUCUUUGGUGCAAGAUGUGAACCAUUAUGAACAGAAAAAAUACAGCGCUCAAAAUGAAGCUUCAUCUGCUCAAACACACGCUUCAACCCAGACCAUAUCAGACACUUCUCACACUUGAUUUGGCCCGUUCCGAAUCUACCCGCAUGGACUCUACCUGACAAUGACUGCCAGCUGCCAUCUUCUACAUUAAAAAAUGACAUGACACAAGACACUUCCUGGAUGAUGGUUGUCAAAAUAAUAAUGAUAAUAAUAAUAAUCAUAAGGCUGUGUAGAGAAGCAUACAGUGCUGGUCAGUGAUGCUGUGGAGUAUAAAGAGCCUUAUUGCUGUCUUUUAUUGAAUUUUUACAUGUGAAAAAUAUGACUCCAUUUAUUCAUUCAUGUUCACGUUUUGAAGAUACACUCAGAUGCAAUCAUCAUUUUUCAACCUUCCAGACGUUUAGACCUUGUGAAGCUUCAUGAACAACUCUUUAAAGGUGUGAAUAUUUCACUCGAGUGAAAGAAGAAGCAUGCUAAGUGCAGCACAGACCACUUAUGGUAUUAGGUUAAAAGAAAAGAAAAGUGUAGGGUUUUUUUUAUUUUAAUAUCUCAUAGAAUACUGAGAUGCACUUUCAAAAUCAAGUUGACACUUGAUCACCUGGGAGACUUUGUGAUGUGAUUUAAAACCAAAAGUGCUCAAGCUGAGUAUGUGCCAUAUGUUUCGCCUGGAAUGAUGUGAAUGACAUGAAUGUUCUUGUGUUUUUGUGCAUAGCUUGUAAUAUGUGGGAGAUAUGGCUGUUUUAUGUGUUCGAUCCCAGUCAUUUUAACUGGAGACCAUUCAGUGUGUUUCUAAAUAAA